GUGGCGCGGGCGGGCGACCCACGUUGCGGACAGAACCCUAGAAAGGAGAGUGGUGACGCGAAGCUGGGGGCGGGAGCGUGGAGCUUCUGAAGUGGAGGGCAGAGCUGGGAGCCAGUGAAGAAGCCGGGCCGGAGCGCGUGACCUCCAGCCGUGUGGAGGGUCCCUGGGAGCGCUGGGGGCUCGGAGCGCCGGGAGAGUUGGGGUUCAGACGGGAUGCAGAGAGCGGUAGAGAUGAGGUUGGCGGGGAGAGUCCGUAGAGGGGUAGUAGACGUGAAGAGAUGAUACAGAGAAGCCGUUUACAUUGAGGGGCCGUAGAAGGAUCUAGAAGUGAGCCUGGUGGAGAGAAAUCGUGAAGGACCUAGAGAUAGGAGAAUCCUCAGAGAGGGGCGUAGACGCGAAAGGGCAGUGUGGGUGUGUAGGGAUGAAGUAGCAAUACACAGGCAACCGAGGGGAGUAAGAACUGUGUUCGUAAAGAAGUUUGAGGAGGGAUAAAGAGAAAAGCCGGCAGUAGUGACUUCUGCGAGUGCCUUGUAGAAGGUUUCCUAGGGUCUGGUCUAGUGAAGCCACCGAACCAGACACCAAAAGUUUUUGCAGUAGUGGCGUCCCACUCCAUUAGGAAUGUGGCUUCUUCUACGACGUGCAUAUCCCCUCCGGAUCUUGCUGCCACUGCGCGGUGAGUGGGUGGGUAGGAGGGGCCUGCCCCGAAGCUUGGCUCCAGGCCCUCCCCGCAGAAGGUACCGAAAAGAAGCGCUCCCAGCCUUAGAGAUACCAGUGUCGCCAGUGACUACGACCGAAAUCCGCCAGUAUUUACGUGCACAUGGGAUCCCCUUCCAGGAUGGCCACAGCUGCCUACGAGCACCAAGUCCCUUUGUGGUGGCCUCAGACAUCAAAAAUCAGAAAAAGGAUGCUCCCACUUCCUUCUGCCUCUUCAUCGACAAGACCACAGGACACUUUCUUUGCAUGACCAGCCUAGCAGAAGGGAGCUGGGAAGACUUGCAGGCCAGUGUGGAGGGACGAGGGGAUGGGGCCAAAGAGGGAGUCCUACUUAGGGAGGGCCCAGAAGCCGAGGACAGGGAGGAGGUCUUGAGGAUCUGGAACCGAGCUAUACCUCUUUGGGAGCUUCCGGACCCUGAGGAAGCCCAGCUAGCUCGUGUGAUGUUUGGCCUUACCAAGGUGACGGAUGACACACUCAGGAGAUUCAGUGUCCGCUAUCUUCGGUCUGCUCGAAGUCUGGUCUUCCCUUGGUUCACCCCUGGGAGCUCAGGAUUACGUGGCCUGAAGCUACUAGGGGCUGAGGGUCAGGAAAAUGGAGUACAGUACGUAGAAACCACCAUCCCCCGGCCUGGUGUUUAUCACAACCUAUUUGGAUUACCACUGAUCAGCCGUAGAGAUACUGAGGUGGUCGUGACAAGUCGUGAGCUGGACAGCCUGGCCUUGAGUCAGUCGACGGGGCUGCCAACCCUUUCCCUACCCCGAGGAACCGUCUGCUUACCCCCAGCCUUACUGCCUUACCUUGAGCAGUUCCGUCGGAUUGUGUUCUGGCUAGGAGAUGACCUUCGAUCCUGGGAAGCUGCCAAACUGUUUGCCCGAAAACUCAACCCCAAGCGAUGCUCUCUGGUGAGGCCUGGGAACCAACAGCCUCGUCCCCUGGAGGCCUUAAACCGAGGCUUAAGUCUUCCCCGUAUUCUUCGUACUGCCCUCCCUGCCUGGCACAAGUCUAUCGUGUCUUUUAGGCAGCUCCGAGAGGAGGUUUUAGGAGAACUGUCAAAUGUGGAGCAAGCGGCUGGUGUCCGUUGGAGCCGCUUCCCAGACCUGAAUCGUCUGCUGAAGGGGCAUCGGAAGGGCGAGUUGACUGUCUUUACAGGGCCAACAGGCAGUGGCAAGACAACAUUCAUCAGCGAGUAUGCCCUGGACUUGUGUACCCAGGGAGUGAACACACUGUGGGGUAGCUUUGAGAUCAGCAAUGUGAGACUAGCCCGGGUCAUGCUGACUCAGUUUGCUGUGACACGGCUGGAAGAGCAACUGGACAAGUAUGAGGAGUGGGCAGACCGUUUUGAGGACCUGCCUCUCUACUUCAUGACUUUCCACGGACAGCAGAGCAUCAGGUCUGUCAUAGACACAAUGCAACAUGCUGUCUACGUCUAUGACGUCUGUCAUGUAGUCAUCGACAACUUGCAGUUCAUGAUGGGUCAUGAGCAGCUCUCCGCUGACAGGAUUGCAGCUCAAGACUACAUUGUUGGAGCCUUUCGGAAGUUUGCUACAGACAACAGCUGCCACGUGACUCUGGUCAUUCACCCUCGGAAAGAAGAUGACGACAAGGAACUGCAGACGGCAUCCAUUUUUGGCUCGGCCAAAGCAAGCCAAGAAGCAGACAAUGUUCUGAUCUUGCAGGAUAGGAAGCUGGUGACUGGGCCUGGGAAGCGGUAUCUGCAGGUGUCCAAGAAUCGCUUCGAUGGAGACGUAGGUGUCUUCCCACUCGAGUUCAACAAGAAUUCCCUUACAUUCUCCAUCCCACCCAAGAGCAAAGCCCGACUCAAGAAGAUCAAGGAUGACAAUGGACUAGUGGCCAAAAAAUCCUCUUCUGGCAAAAAAGGGGCUGCACACCAGAACCCUGAGUCUUGCUUAGGCCAGGACCCCAGCCCCCACCAGCCAGAUACCUCCAAGUCCUCAGGGUGAAAGCAGUGCACAGCUGCUCACUGACGUGAGCCUGGUGGAACAGGCCUUCUGCUGGGGCUCUUCCAUGUAGUCCUGAGCUACAGAACCCUUCCCAGCCCAGGGCUGGAGUCCAUAGUGGGAAUGUUUAAUUGAGCAGCUACUGGGGAUCUCCUGUAUGCUGGUUUGUGUUUGUUUUUUCCCCAUAGGUUUUCUGUAUAGCACUGAAAAGACAAGGUCUGUUUCCAAAGAACCAGUGUUUCCGUGAAAGGAACAAAGCAAAGGGAGGGAUGCUAGACUGCUCAGCUCAUUGUGAUCAGUCGGUCUGAAAAGGUGUCUGAGCAGAGCGCACGGGAGACAUGGGCCUGUGAACCUCUGCAGAAAGGGAUCCAGACGGAGAAACACGCCAGAGCCUUAGGUGGGGAUGAGCAAGGCAGAUAAAGAGGCCAGGCCCCUUCACCUGCCACGAAACAGGAGGCUUGCUGAAGCUCCAGGGCCGAAGGCUGAUGCCGAGGGCACAGAGCCUCUGCUCUGAUUUGUACAGCCAGGCAGAAGAAUUGAUCUGAGGUGCUUAUCCUGUACUAUCAAGGCCUCAAAGAUGGGAGCUGCUUCCCACUGGACGGUGGAAAGAAGCUGUAAGCCUGCAGUGCCGGCCCCUGGUACCGAUUUCCCUGUAUGCUACCUCUGACGGCUGGAGCUAGGUCUGUGGAGCUAGGGCUGGAGCUAGGGCUUUCGUAGAGCCUUUAGUCCAGUCUGAAUGAAACAUUUC
Messenger RNA from Mus pahari (shrew mouse), 3421 nucleotides. It is a transcript of the gene Twnk, whose product is annotated as twinkle mtDNA helicase. Gene Ontology annotation, molecular function: ATP binding; 5'-3' DNA helicase activity; single-stranded DNA binding. Gene Ontology annotation, cellular component: mitochondrion. Lineage: Eukaryota; Metazoa; Chordata; Mammalia; Rodentia; Muridae. Gene Ontology annotation, biological process: mitochondrial DNA replication. The record is from RefSeq and is a predicted model, not a curated record. The coding region runs from base 619 to 2676 and encodes 685 amino acids. The transcript has 5 exons.